Molecule: messenger RNA, 414 nt
Organism: Rhipicephalus sanguineus (brown dog tick)
Lineage: Eukaryota; Metazoa; Arthropoda; Arachnida; Ixodida; Ixodidae
Exons: 3
Coding region: 1-414 (137 amino acids)
Source: RefSeq, a predicted model, not a curated record
AUGCCCCCGAGUGUUACAUCCAUACAAGAACAGGAUGGGGACGGCUUCUAUGUUCGCUUGUCCGGCGACCUGGAGCCGGAGCCGACGGCGCAAACUUCCGGCCGCCCAACCGACGCCGCUGGGAGGCUCACCGUCAGGACAGCGCCGCCAAAGCCUCCGCGCUUCCGAACUGUGAACCCCAUGCAGACGGCCUUUCCGUCCAACUGGAGUACGGCACGCGGCCGGCCAGACUACGCACUCAGGGCGAAGAGGAGCAGCAUGGUCGAUGGCUCAGCGACGCAGCCGCCGCUCGCCGUGCAGAAUCGGCGGCUUCUGAAGCCGUCGGCGACGAGACCGCCCACGCCGUUCGUCGAGUCCGUUGCGGCGGCUGAACACCUGGCGCCUGGUCGACGGUGCUGCCAGUUGCGAGUGUAA